AUGGGUCAGAGACAGUCUACGGAUAAUGCAACGCAGGAAGAGCAGCCUCCAGCAAAAGCCGAUUACUAUGAUCUUCUUGGGGUCGAGCGUACAGCCACAGACGACGAGAUCAAGAAGGCCUACCGGCGUAAAGCCCUCGAACUCCACCCCGAUCGCAAUUACGGUAACGUCGAAGCUGCGACCGCGUUGUUCGCAGAGAUUCAAUCCGCCUAUGAAGUCCUCUCCGAUCCUCAGGAACGAGCCUGGUAUGACUCCCAUAGAGACAUUCUCCUCCGCGGCGAUGCUGCCGCUGGUGCAGACGCCACUGACUUUUCGUACAAUAUUCGCAUGACCUCGGCGGAGGAAGUGCUAAAGUUGAUGAUGAAGUUCAAUGGUCGUCUCGAUUUCACAGACGCCCCGAGUGGCUUUUACGGAGGAUUGAAUGACUUCUUCAAGCAGCUCGCAAAGGAGGAGGACAUUGCUUGUCAGUGGGAGGGUCAAGAUUAUAUGGACUAUCCCGAGUUCGGUCUGAAAGAUGACGAUUACGAGGAUACAGUCCGCCCUUUUUACGCCUCAUGGAAUGGCUUUGCCACUAGAAAAAGCUAUUCGUGGAAGGACCAGUACAGACUCUCGGAUGCGCCCGAUCGAAGGAUCAGGAGGAUGAUGGAGAAAGAAAACAGAAAGUUGCGCGAGGAGGCGAUUCAAGAAUACAACGAGGCGGUGCGGUCUCUUGUUGCGUUCGUGCGGAAGCGAGACCCUCGAGUCCAAAAUAACCAAAAGUCCGAAGCCGAGCGGCAAAAAGCACUUCGAGAAGCGACUGCGGCGCAGGCGGCACGAUCCAAGGCGGCGAGGUUGGCCAAAAUGGAAGAGAUGGAUACCGCUGCAAUACCAGAGUGGGCAAGAUCAAGACCUUCUCAUGAUGAAUUGGAGGGUGGUUUUUCUAGCGAAUCUGAAGUGGAAGAGCAUGCAUAUGAUUGUGUGGUUUGUGACAAGACGUUCAAGAGUGAGGCGCAAUACAUGUCACAUGAGAAGAGCAAAAAGCAUAUCAAAAUGCUAAAACAACUACAGAAAGAGAUGCGCGCUGAAGGUAGGGCGCUAGAUUUGGAGGUCGAGAAUUCGGCCCCGGAAGUUGAGGUUGAGGUUCCUGGGGAGGGAGAAGCGCGUCCUCUGGAUGCCACCGAUGAGCCCGUUGACUUGAAUGUGGACGGCGAAGAUUUUUCAGAUGGCGUCGCGGAACAAUCAGAUGUCGACGCGGCGACGCAGGUCAAAGGUACUUCGGGCGGAUCUGAGGAGACCGAGGAUGAUUCUGACGACGAUUAUGCGGCUCGAUCUGACAUUGAGCAACGGAUAGCAGGAGGCUCCGUGAGUGGGACAUCGUCUAAAAUCGCGGGUAUCAGUUUGGAAGAUACGCCGCCCGAGACAUCGGAGAUGGAAACAGCAACGCAACGGCAGCCGAAGAUGGGGAAGGCCAAACAGAAGAAGGCCAGGAAAGCAGCACAGAAAGCGGCAGAUCCAACGGAUAAGGUCGGAUCUAUGUUGCAAUGUGCUGUGUGCCAGGCUGAAUUUCCUUCAAAGAACAAACUAUUCGACCAUAUCAACAAGGAAAAGCAUGUGGCGUAUAAGACGGAGCUGAAUCAAGCCAAGGGGUCGAAGAGCACUAGAGGGAAGAAGAGGUGA
Messenger RNA from Exophiala spinifera, 1656 nucleotides. RefSeq lists its product as uncharacterized. Gene Ontology annotation, cellular component: cytoplasm. Bases 1 to 1656 code for a protein of 551 amino acids. The transcript has a single exon. The record is from RefSeq and is a predicted model, not a curated record. Lineage: Eukaryota; Fungi; Ascomycota; Eurotiomycetes; Chaetothyriales; Herpotrichiellaceae. Gene Ontology annotation, molecular function: zinc ion binding; nucleic acid binding.